This is a messenger RNA of Heterostelium album PN500, 1230 nucleotides long. RefSeq names its product ferrochelatase (gene hemH). Bases 1 to 1230 code for a protein of 409 amino acids. Gene Ontology annotation, molecular function: protoporphyrin ferrochelatase activity. The transcript has a single exon. The record is from RefSeq and is a predicted model, not a curated record. Lineage: Eukaryota; Evosea; Eumycetozoa; Acytosteliales; Acytosteliaceae. Gene Ontology annotation, biological process: heme biosynthetic process.
AUGUUAAAAUCAUUUAUAUUAAGAAAUCAUUGUAAUAAUCUAACAAAUGUUGUUAGAUCAUCAUUAGUUAGAUAUAACAGUAGUAGUAGUAGUAGCAACAGCAACAAUAAAAAUGAAUCAACAACAAAUAUAAAACCAAAAACAGCAAUUGUUAUGUUAAAUUUAGGUGGACCAGCAAAACCAGAGGAUGUAGAACCUUUUCUGACAAGAUUGUUUAGUGAUCGUGAUAUUUUCAAGCUACCAUUUCAAAAGUGGGCAGGUAAAUUCAUUGCGAAACGUCGUUCGCCAGCGGUACGUAAGCUUUACGAGGCGAUCGGUGGUGGCAGUCCCAUCAGAAUGUGGACAGAGCGUCAGGGUACAGCAAUGGCACAACAACUCGACCGUCUAUCGCCAUCGACAGCGCCACACAAGUUUUACAUUGGAUUCCGUUAUGCCGAUCCACUGAUCGACGAGACACUCGACGCUAUGAAACACGAUGGUGUGGAACGCGCCAUCGCCUUCACACAAUAUCCACACUUCUCUUGCACCACCACCGGAUCCAGUCUAAACAAUCUCUGGAAAUCACUGGAGUCCAAAGGAAUGGACAGCGAUUUCCAAUGGUCGAUUAUCGAUCGUUGGCAUCUACACGAUGGAUUCAUCGAUGCCGUCGCCAGCAAGGUGAGCGCGGCACUCGCGCGCUACAAAGUGGAAGCCGGCAAAAUAGGUGAUCAGACAGAGCCGGUUGUGGUUUUCAGUGCUCAUUCACUGCCAAUGAGAACGGUGGAGCGUGGUGACCCUUACCCCAAUGAAGUAGCCGCUACAGUUGCCGCGGUAAUCAACAAGCUUGGCGGCGAGAACGCACCACAACACAUGUUGUGUUGGCAGUCCAAGGUCGGACCACUGCCAUGGCUAGUUCCAAAGACAUCGGAUACCAUCGAACGCCUAGCGAAAUCCGGAAGAAAUGCUAUCGUUGUACCAAUUGCAUUCACCUCAGAUCACAUUGAAACACUCUCAGAGAUCGACAUUGAACUUCAGCAUCUCGCCAAAGAAAACGGAAUGAAACUACUGCUUCGUAGUGAAUCACUCAACGACGAUCCAAAGCUGACAUCGGCAUUGGCAGACAUUGUAUUGCAACAUAUGAAAUCUGGAAAAUCGAUACAACAUCACAAUCAAUAUAAACUCAAAUGUCCAGGAUGUAUAGAUGAAACCGGUCAUUAUUGUAGAACCAUUAGAAAUCCAAUAGUACUUUAA